AGGUAACUCACAUUACAUGGCUUUAAAACGCUGCCACGAUUCAAGCAGAUUUUAUUUCGUUAGUGUACAGACUGCACACAAAAAUGACGUGCGUUUCGAUUGUAUAUUUUCUGGAUAAUAUACCGCGUUAUAUUUAAAAUAGAGCAAUAACAAUUUUUUUGUCAUAUUUAAUAUUUAUGGUGUAAAAAUUUCAUAAAAACCAAAGAAAACCUAAAAGGAAAAGAACAAGAAGACCUGUAUGGUUUGGGAUAUCAAUAUUUCAGAUUUUAUUUGUGAUUGAACAUUGUGGAUAAUCUAUACUGCUGCUUAUCUGGUCAAACAAUGUCGAAGGUUCGCCUCCAAUGCAGGCAAUACCAGCGUUACUUUUACCAUCAUAAAGAGGGGCCUCACAAAAAUUACAUCCCGAAGCAGCAGCUUUACCAACAACACAAAAAUCGUUACCAACUACAACAGACUUCAUUAAACAUUGUCAACGAAAAUUUUUUGGCUAUAGUCAAUCUGAUAACUUCCAGUGGAUUCCCUCUGUGCACAUUUCCUGUUUGAAAAACAGUUGAAAAUUAUUUCCGAGACCUUAUCACCUACUGUGAUUCUACUCUGAUCUAUAUCACCAUUAGCUGUCCAUUUCAGGACGUGACCCUCACAACAUUGUGAGGGGAAGAUGAGUGUAAAACUAAAAAUAAGAGAGAUAAAACCCUCAAGUUCUUCAGCAUCAUCGUCAACCACAUCAGGAUGCAAUCCGAAUUUGGACAGUCUUGGGAGUGCCUGCUCAGAUGGCAGUUCUAGUUCUGGGUUAACAUCGCGGACAAAUAAUUUAGGAGUACGGGCGGGUCGUUUCGGCCACAUGAAACUUAUACUCCUGUUUCUCUUCAAACUGGUUGUUAAAUUCUGGAGUAUCUGUACUACAGCUUUGUUCAUAAUAUUCUUAAUAUUCUGGUUCUACGGUGGACUUAUUACUUUGCUUCUCGUAAUCAUAGCUUCUCUUGGCUUGUUGUAUCAUGGGCAGGACAUGUUAAUUUAUUAUCCUCAACAACCACGAAAUGCCAGAAUCUAUGUUGAUAUGCCGAGCUUGCUUAAACUGCCAUUUGAAAGCAGCUAUCUUCAGACCAAAGAUGGUACCAGUAUACAUGUAGUACUUAUCAAACAACCCAGCUAUUCUUCUGUGACUGCCCCUACUGUGAUAUUUUUCCAUGGAAAUGCUGGAAACAUUGGUCACCGUUUGAUGAAUGCAUAUGGGUUAUAUACUAGUCUUGGUUGUAAUGUUCUCAUGGUUGAAUAUAGGGGUUAUGGAAAGAGUCAAGGAUCACCAUCAGAAAUGGGUUUAUAUCAAGAUGCUGAAGUUGCUAUGGACUUUCUUUUAAGACAUUCACAGAUAUCACGAGAUAAAAUUGUAGUUUUUGGACGUUCACUUGGAGGUGCCGUAGCUAUAUAUCUUGCUUCUCAUCCUUACUACAGCCAACAUAUACACUCAGUAUUUAUAGAGAAUACUUUUACAUCACUGCCAGAAAUUGGAGCUGUUGUUAUUGGCAUACCUAUAAUUGGGCUUUUACCAUAUUGGUGCUUUAAAAAUCAAUUUCCCUCCAUAAAACGUGUACCAAAGAUCACGGUUCCAGUCAUGUAUUUAUCAGGACUAACUGAUAAUCUUAUUCCGCCACGAAUGAUGAAGAUGUUGUUUGAGUCUACUGUGAAUUCACCUUUGAAGAGGAUGGCUCUGUUUGACAAUGGAACCCACAAUGAAACCUGGCUGUGUCCUGGCUAUUAUGAAUGUAUUUUAAAUUUCAUAGCAGAAGUUUCUAAAUGGCGGAGUACAAGUGCCUUGACAAAUUAUUCAGAUGUCCUUACAAAAAUUGUCUGACCAAGUUUUAUCUAGGAUUUCAAUUUAAUUUAUCCUUAAUUUGUCUUUAAUCUCUGCAUUCAUUGCAGAAUGCUGUCACAUUGUUUUGUUUUAUCACUCAUCUAUUUAAUCAGUACAGAUAAAAGAAAAUCAUCUCUCGAACAAUGAAGAUUCUACCUGAAAUAAUGAACAAAUAAAAUUUCAUUUUACUCUUACAUGUGAUUUUUUUAAAAAAUAAAUUAGUCAUGUAAUUUU
Messenger RNA from Octopus bimaculoides (California two-spot octopus), 2086 nucleotides. RefSeq names its product protein ABHD13. Gene Ontology annotation, molecular function: palmitoyl-(protein) hydrolase activity. Gene Ontology annotation, cellular component: membrane. The record is from RefSeq and is a predicted model, not a curated record. NCBI's taxonomy places the organism in Eukaryota, Metazoa, Mollusca, Cephalopoda, Octopoda, Octopodidae.